Molecule: messenger RNA, 543 nt
Organism: Diversispora eburnea
Lineage: Eukaryota; Fungi; Glomeromycota; Glomeromycetes; Diversisporales; Diversisporaceae
Source: the annotation of a GenBank genome assembly
AUGUCUAAUCGUGAUCAUGAAAUUAUAACAAAAGUACUUGCAGCAUUAAAUGCAACUAAUAAUACAAGUCGUAACUUAGAUAAAGAAAUUAGUUCACCUAUAAACAAAGAAAAGGGAAAUCUUCAGGAAAUAUGUGGAUUUACAAAUCAAAAAAACAAAUGGGAAGGAUAUCUGCAAUCAAUGCGUGACAUAUGUGAAGAAAUUGCUGAUUUAUCUAAAAGUUUUCGUGCACAAAAAGUGCAAAUUAUUUCCGAUGUAAUUAAAAAGUUCAAGAAAUCAAAUUCUGAUUUUCCACCUUCGGAAGGAGAUUGGAUUAUUAGAAAAAUGAUGAUUUCAUACAUCCAACGUGCACAGAAAUAUAAGAAAACUUUAGAUGUUUCUCCUAAUAUUGAAAAUGGUUUAGAUAACAUUGAAAAUGUUGAAAAUAGUUUAGAACUAAAUAACAAAAGAAAUGAAGAUAACAAUGAAAAUGAAAACAAUAGUGGAAAUAAUUAUAAUAAAAGUAUUAUCCGAAAAUCUAAACGUAUUAGAAACAGAAAAUAG